Astyanax mexicanus (Mexican tetra) is the source of this 794-nucleotide messenger RNA. RefSeq names its product SH2 domain-containing protein 4B-like. NCBI's taxonomy places the organism in Eukaryota, Metazoa, Chordata, Actinopteri, Characiformes, Acestrorhamphidae. Gene Ontology annotation, cellular component: cytoplasm. Bases 118 to 369 code for a protein of 83 amino acids. The record is from RefSeq and is a predicted model, not a curated record. The transcript has 2 exons.
CCCUCUAUUGUUUCCUGGGCUUGUAGAGCUGAUGUCAUGUAGGAUUUUCUGGUAUGAGAGAGGCAGUCAGACAGCUUGUCUUUCUUAAAGCUUUUCUGAAUUCGUUUUUUUUCCGUUAUGAUCAACAGGAAGCCAGGUAUGCGCCGGUCGCUGUCGACGUCCAGCAGGGAUGAAAUUAUUCGCUGGUUUAAAGAGGAGCAGACCCUCAGAGUUUGUUUACAGCAAGGCGAGAGUCGAGUUGCCCCCUGGUUUCAUGGUAUUAUUACUCGUGAGGAGGCGGAGGAUUUGCUGAAGUCAGGCAGCGCUGGACGCUUCCUGGUCCGUGUUAGCGAGAGGAUCUUUGGAUAUGUUCUUUCUUACAGAACAUAGUCUAUGACUCCUGCAAGUUUGGGCAAAUUUCACUGUAUUGUUUAUUUUAUAUUAAUUGUUUUUUUUAUUCAUGUUUAAAAUUAAAUUUCUCAUGAUUUUCCCAUAAUGCCAAAACAGGUCCACUACCAUUUGAAAGAGUCUGUCCUAGGCUAUCACCUCUGCAAGUUUGGGCAUAUUUCAUGCUUAAAAUUAAAUUUCUCAUGAUUUUCCUCUAAUGCCAAAACAGGUCCAUGACCAUUUGAAAGAGUCUGUCCUAGACUAUGACUCCUGUAAGUUUGGGCAAAUUUCACUGUAUUGUUUAUUUUAUAUUAAUUUUUUAUUUUUUUUUACUCAUGCUUAAAAUUAAAUUUCUCAUGAUUUUCCCAUAAUGCCAAAACAGGUCGAUGACCAUUUGAAAGAGUACAACAUAGGCUAUCACCUCUGCA